Messenger RNA from Zea mays, 1481 nucleotides. RefSeq names its product AGAMOUS homolog 2. Bases 366 to 1187 code for a protein of 273 amino acids. The transcript is spliced from 7 exons. Gene Ontology annotation, biological process: positive regulation of transcription by RNA polymerase II. Gene Ontology annotation, molecular function: RNA polymerase II transcription regulatory region sequence-specific DNA binding; DNA-binding transcription factor activity; protein dimerization activity. The record is from RefSeq and is a predicted model, not a curated record. NCBI's taxonomy places the organism in Eukaryota, Viridiplantae, Streptophyta, Magnoliopsida, Poales, Poaceae. Gene Ontology annotation, cellular component: nucleus.
GGCUGUCUUCCCCUGCGUCUCGUUACUGCUAAGCUUUGGAAGGUUUCAACUCUUUGUAUACGAUGAGGUUUCUGCUCCUAGUAGCAGAUCCGCGCAUAUGACUAGAUGUUUGAGGAAAAGAAAAGGGCAAGACGCUAUAUAUAUAUGCAGCACGCAGUCGCACAUAUAUUCAGUUUUCCAAUCUGCCUCUUGCUUUAUGAUAAUUCAACUUGCGCUGAUUAUAUUCUUGGCUACCUAGAAAUGUCUAAUUAAACUUUGUUUGCUAGCUAGAUUUUGUUGCUUCCUUUCGCAUCUGAUCUUUUUAUCUCUUCUGAGUGCUCCGCAAAGCCUUCCAGUGUUGAAGAAGCUGCUGGAAGAACGAAGAGAUGAGCUUUCUCUUGAAGGAAAAAGAGAUGAUCAUUGCUGCUGGUAUCGCCAGCAUGGGUAGGGGAAGGAUUGAGAUCAAGAGGAUCGAGAACAACACGAGCCGGCAGGUCACCUUCUGCAAGCGCCGCAAUGGGCUCCUCAAGAAGGCGUAUGAGCUCUCCGUCCUCUGCGACGCUGAGGUGGCCCUCAUCGUCUUCUCUAGCCGUGGUCGCCUCUACGAGUAUGCCAACAACAGUGUCAAGGCUACUAUUGAGAGGUACAAGAAGGCACACACCGUUGGCUCUUCCUCUGGGCCACCGCUCCUAGAGCACAAUGCCCAGCAAUUCUACCAGCAAGAAUCAGCAAAACUGCGCAACCAGAUCCAGAUGCUGCAAAACACUAACAGGCACUUGGUUGGUGAUUCCGUGGGAAACCUGUCACUCAAGGAGCUGAAGCAGCUGGAGAGCCGCCUUGAGAAAGGCAUCUCUAAGAUCAGGGCCAGGAAGAGUGAGCUGCUGGCUGCGGAGAUCAGUUACAUGGCCAAAAGGAUUGAGGAGGGAGAGCAACAGCUGCAGCAGGUGACCGUGGCACGGUCAGUUGCAGCAGCAGCAGCAGCUGCCACCAACUUGGAGCUGAACCCAUUCUUAGAGAUGGAUACCAAAUGCUUCUUCACUGGCGGCCCCUUCGCAACGCUGGACAUGAAGUGCUUUCUCCCCGGCAGCUUGCAGCAGAUGCUGGAGGCACAGCAGCGCCAGAUGCUCGCCACCGAGCUGAACCUCGGCUACCAACUGGCGCCGCCUGGUUCUGACGCUGCCGACAAUAACCCUCAUCAUCAGUUCUAAACUGGAUGCAUGCACGAGAAGCUUUUCAAGCGAACUGUGAACGAUGGAAGCUGGCUGUUGCCUCUAGAUGUUCUUGGCUUCCAUGACCUAGCUUAUUAUGGUGUGUAUUGUUGUUGCCUUUUGUGUGUGAUUCUCCUUGCUACUCUACUGAUGGAGAACUAAACCUAAUCGAUUGGACAUAAUGAUCAAAUGCUACAGAUCCUGUGAUGCUGUGAUCAGGUUAAGGCAAAACAUGUAUACUGAUUGCUUAAAUGGGUUUACGAGUGACGACAAUGCUAUUUGUUGCUUCUAUUA